Anastrepha ludens (Mexican fruit fly) is the source of this 1509-nucleotide messenger RNA. It is a transcript of the gene cbc, whose product is annotated as protein CLP1 homolog. Gene Ontology annotation, cellular component: mRNA cleavage factor complex; nucleus. Gene Ontology annotation, biological process: tRNA splicing, via endonucleolytic cleavage and ligation. Lineage: Eukaryota; Metazoa; Arthropoda; Insecta; Diptera; Tephritidae. The transcript is spliced from 4 exons. Gene Ontology annotation, molecular function: polynucleotide 5'-hydroxyl-kinase activity. The record is from RefSeq and is a predicted model, not a curated record. The coding region runs from base 171 to 1439 and encodes 422 amino acids.
UUAUAAACAAUAAAUUACAAAUAGCAUAUUUUUACAAUUGCUUUGUGUGAACAGCUUUUUAACGCGUUAUUGUGUUCUUCCAACUUAAAUAAUAAUUACAAGUUUCAUAUUUGGCUUUGGCCUACUUUUAUUUUUCGUUUAUUAACUGUUAAGGGGUUUCUCUGUGAAUAAUGACCGAGGAGGCCAAGGAAGGUGAAGAGUUUACUUUGGAAGCAGAUUCUGAACUGCGCUUUGAAAUAGAGGAUAAAGAUGCCAAAGUUUUCGUAACGCUUAUAUCCGGUUUCGCUGAAAUGUUUGGGACAGAAUUGGUGAAAAAGAAGAAAUACGAAUUUUUGACGGGCGCUAAAGUAGCGAUUUUCACUUACCAUGGAUGCGUGCUGAAUGUAAAUGGCAAAACUGACGUGAGCUAUAUAUCAAAGGAAACUCCAAUGGUGCAGUAUUUGAAUUGCCAUGCAGCGUUGGAGCAAAUGCGUGUCGUUGCCGAAGAAAAGGACGAACGUGGUCCAAUAGUAAUGGUUGUAGGACCCUUAGAUGUGGGAAAAAGCACUUUAUGUCGCAUAUUCCUUAACUAUGUUGUGCGUCUUGGACGUAGACCACUUUACGCAGACAUCGACGUUGGACAAGGUUCAAUCUCUAUUCCAGGCACUAUCGCUACUUUACUUAUUGAACGGCCUGCCAGUAUAGAAGAAGGCUUUUCUCAGACAGCGCCUCUAGUAUAUCACUUUGGACACAAAGGCCCAGGAAGUAAUAAUGUUCUAUAUAAAGCGGCAGUCUCAAAGAUGGCAGAAGUAACGUUAGAAUCUAUGAAUGUUAAUAAAAGGACGAAGUACUCCGGUAUGAUUAUAAACACAUGUGGAUGGGUAAAGGGCGAUGGUUAUGCGCACUUACUGCACACUGCACAAGCAUUCGAAGUGAACGUGAUAUUUGUGCUAGAUCAAGAACGAUUGUAUAAUGAGCUUUUGCGUGACAUGCCAUCAUUUGUCCGCGUCGUUUUGCUGCCGAAAAGUGGCGGUGUGGUGGAAAGAAGUAGAGACUUGCGUAGUGAACAACGUGACCUACGUAUAAAGGAAUACUUUUAUGGCCGUCGUACUCCUUUUUAUCCAUUUUCAUUUGAGGUCAAAUUCCAAGAUUUAAAGUUGUACAAAAUAGGUGCGCCGCCAUUGCCUGAUUCAUGCAUGCCCAUUGGAAUGAAAGCGGAGGACAAUAAAACCAAAGUUGUGGCUGUAACACCUAGUCCUUCGUUGCUGCAUCAUAUAUUAUCAAUUAGCUUUGCUGAAUCUACUGAUGAGGAUGUAAUUGGAACGAAUGUUGCUGGUUUCGUUUGUGUCACCGAUGUGGAUAUGGAUAGACAAACUAUUACUGUGCUUUCACCACAGCCAAGACCGUUGCCAAAUACUGUUAUGCUGUUGUCCGAGCUGCAAUUUAUGGAUAUUGUUUGAAUAUUAAAAAAACUUAGCGUUCUUUUUGCCAAAAUAAAAAACGUAUAUUUUUGUACGAAAUAUAUUAUAA